GCCUCUGCACGACACGCCACGGGAGUGUUUGGGGGUGUUUGGCUAGGUGGCGCUAACACGCUGGUAUUCUGCUUGAAAUGCAUUCCUUCAUCAGGAAGAGAAAGAGGAAGUGUGUUUUUAUUUUUUGCUGUAACACCAAACAGGACGGAGAUCCGUUGAAUAUCGUAAACAUGAGCGCAAAACGGGCCCGCUUUAUCACCUGUAAGCCACACAGUCGUACGAAACGGCUUUUUAAUAAAAGUCACUCGACAAGCCCGUACGGUGCGUCUGAAUUUGGAGAGGAAGAGCUCCUGAAAUCUGUUUCGGAUGUGACAGAGAAGCUCGGCGGCACCAUCUCCGUUGUUUUGGAGUCUGCCGUGUCCGAAAUUAACAAGCUGGUCGACAGCAGAGUCCGCGUUUUAAAAGUCGGACUGGCGGAGAAGAUCAAAGAAAUCGACGUUCUGAGAAUCCGUUUAGAGGUAACAGAAACCGAAUUGGUUACUAUGAAAAAAUACGCCGGUAAUAUUAUUACCAGUAAUAACAACGCCACUUUGAAACAAAAGAGCCCCCUGGGGACGAAUAAAGACACAUUUCACCCCAGUGAUGCGAACACUGCAAAUACAAGCCGUUCUUCGGACGUCUGGGAGAGAUCUCUGACAAAAUAUGCAAGUACCGUUGCAAGCGACGGCGAUGUCACCCUUGCUUUCCAAACUCAAGCAGGAGUCGAGACAAAACGCGACUCCAGUAGUCAGCAAGUUCAGUCAAAAAUUAAUAACACCCAGCUUGCAAUGCAUCACGGUGUCCCAUCAAAACCAGCGCCGCAGUCAGCUGAGGAAAUCGACCAGUUGAACUGCGGGUUUAACGAACGGCUUGCGGACUACGGCUGGCUAGCUGGUAUGAACAACGGGGCAGCGUGGGGGAGGGCUGACUUUCAAGAUACAGGUGCCAGCGAGAGACUGCUGGACCCUGUCAGCAGUCCAGAGGAGACGAGCGGACUAGAUUACACUGCCGUCGAAGAAGAGGAAUUGCAGUCUAUCCACAUUAAAGAGGAGGUCGCUGAUCCUCAGCUGGAAUUCAGACAUGUCUCCCAAGACAGCAGUGUUCCUCUGUACCACAAGAACACUGACCCUGCACAAAGCAGUGGCGCCCCCUGUGGACUGGAGGCCACAUUGCAGGUACCGGCUGUGUUCUCGGGCCCUGUAAAAGCAGAGAGCGUCCCUGAAAUGCUUAACGAGGACGGGGCAGAGAUGGGACCAACUGAGGGGGGUCAUCCCUUCACCCAGACGGUGCGGAGGAGAGAAGCUGUACAGAGGGGGGGCCGUGAGGAAGAGGAGGGAGCAGCAGUGGUCUCGACUGGCAGCAUGGCAACUCACACUUAUCCAGCCCAACAGGACCUGGAGUCCUACCAGUGCCCUCACUGCGGAACCUUCUGCACAGGGAAGCGGUACCUGGAGGUGCACGUAAAAACGGCGCACCAGGAAUACUACAGCCAGCAGGGGGCAUUGCCCUUACCGGUGGCAGUUGCCGGCGAUCACUUCUCAAGGUCCGCCAGGGAUAAUGAAGCCUCCCUCCAGUGCAGCGACUGUGGGAAGAAAUUCAACUACCUGGGGAACCUGCGACAACACCAGCGAAUUCACACAGGAGAGAAGCCGUAUCACUGCGCAGACUGUGGGAAGCGCUUCAGACACGCGGGGCAGUUCAAGGCCCACAAGAGAAUCCACUCGGGAGAGACGCCCUAUUCUUGCAUAGAGUGUGGGAAGAGUUUCACUGUGUUCUCCACCUUGAAGAGACACCAGCGGAUCCACACUGGAGAAGCCCCCUAUCUGUGCACUCACUGCGGGAAGAGAUUCAAAGAGCAGUGCAAUCUGAACACCCACCGGCGGAUCCACACCGGGGAGACCCCGUACCACUGCACCGACUGUGGGAGGAGAUUCAGGCACUUGAGCACCUUCAAAUCCCACCGCAGGACGCACUCAGAGCUCUACUGAGCCCUUUGUCCUAACAAUCCACCUACAAAAAUGUUGCAUCGCCUAGAAUUUUAGGAUUGAGACGUAGUAAACUAUAUGAACAUAAUUUUGAUAUUUUUUUUAACAUCAUUUAAUCAAAGAAACUUCAGAAUUGUCGCAAGAGUUUACCGGUAGCCAUAAUAGUGGUACAGUAGUAUUUUGUUUUAGAUUUACGAAAUGUUAGAUUUUUCAUUAUAGAAAAUACAAAGCAGUGUGGAGUAGUGGUUUGGGCUCUGGACUCUUCACCGGAGGGUCGUGGGUUCAAUCCAAGGUGAGGGACACUGCUGCUGUACCCUUGAGCAAGGUACUUUACCUAGAUUGCUCCAGUAAAAACCCAACUGUAUAAAUGGGGAAUUGUAUGUAAAAAUAAUGUGAUAUCUUGUAACAAUUGUAAGUCGCCCUGGAUAAGGGUGUCCGCUAAGACAUAAAUAAUAAUGUGUUAACGUAACAUUAUUCAGCAGGUUUCAUUCGACUCUAUGAAGCAAAAUGAGUUCAUUCUACAGGGCGAUGCAUAACUUUUGGCUGUAUGUAUAUUAAACGUUUGAUCCUUUUCAGUUUCCAGUCGGGAGUCCUGAUUUUCAAAAUCAGUUCAAGUAAUUGAGAGGCACAGUAGUGUGUGUUGAAGCAUGCUGUCUAUCUGAACAACACACCACAUUUUUCCAGGUGCAAAUUGUUGGCGAUUUUUCCUGAGAAUGAUAGCUCCCUUUUUAGACCGCGAUAGUGAGAGGUGCCUGUCGCUGACAUGCAUGUGUGUAUGCAUUUCUGUAUAUUUUAAUAGAUUAUAUAGCGCUUUGUCACACCAGUCUAGCCACACAAGUCCUGUUAAAAAAGAAGUACACUUGUACAUAAAUUAAAUGUAACUAUUACCCUUGCAUUGUUGUCUUUUCCUUCCUGUGUGGUUUCAAAACUCUUUGGUAAAUGUAGAGUGAAUUUCGUGCUUCACCAGACAAGGUGCCUCAGAUGGGGUCGCUGGAGAGGUUUGGGCAAGACUGCAUGUUUUUUUAAGAUGUUUGUAAAAAAAAAAAGGCUGCAAUAAACAAGGUUGUAGUUCAA
Acipenser ruthenus (sterlet) is the source of this 3038-nucleotide messenger RNA. RefSeq names its product zinc finger protein 16-like. The record is from RefSeq and is a predicted model, not a curated record. The coding region runs from base 78 to 1967 and encodes 629 amino acids. The transcript has 3 exons. Gene Ontology annotation, molecular function: DNA-binding transcription factor activity, RNA polymerase II-specific; RNA polymerase II cis-regulatory region sequence-specific DNA binding. Lineage: Eukaryota; Metazoa; Chordata; Actinopteri; Acipenseriformes; Acipenseridae. Gene Ontology annotation, biological process: regulation of transcription by RNA polymerase II.